Neohortaea acidophila is the source of this 806-nucleotide messenger RNA. RefSeq lists its product as uncharacterized. Bases 29 to 703 code for a protein of 224 amino acids. The transcript has a single exon. Lineage: Eukaryota; Fungi; Ascomycota; Dothideomycetes; Mycosphaerellales; Teratosphaeriaceae. The record is from RefSeq and is a predicted model, not a curated record.
CUCACGUGCUAAGGGGCAUCCUUCGCUGAUGAGGCUGACAGAAUCCUCCCAUCACCACGGUCUCAUCGGCUUACUCUCCUCCUUCACUCCCACUCCUCUCUUUCAUCUAUCGUGCUUUCGCCAUCAAUCAAACACCCUCUCUACAUAUCUCGCCACCAGUACAGGCAGCAAACCACCACACCCCAACAACUCCACCUCCCCCAAAAGAACCAUGGACGCCCUCAUCUCCCCCCAAACCGCAAUCCCCACGACAAAACUCCUCUCCAUCACCGCCUCCUUCCUGCUCGCAGGCUACAACCUCUCCCUCUCCGACGCCGUCCUCCCGGCUCUAAAAGAGCACAAACCCCAAUUCGCCGUGCAAGCAACACAUACCAUACAGCUCGCCUCCACCCGCGUCCUGCCGCACCUCACGGCCCUCUCUACCGCCUCGUACGCGUACCUCGCUUACGCUAUCCCCGCGCAGAGGCGCGAGUGGGUCAAGGCUGCGGUGUGCGUGGCGCUUACGGUUCCUUGGUUUGUGGGGGGAAUGGGGGCGGGGGUGAAGAGGGUGCGGGAGUUGGUUGAGGGGCCACAGGCGAUGGAGAAGGCGGAGCAGAAUUUGGAGGGACGGCAGGUUUUACAGCGCUUGGGGCGAAGGAAUUGGGUGCUUGUUGCGCUGCAGCUUUCUGGCGGGGUUAUUGGGUUGAGGGCUGCGUUGGCCUAGGCGUGGGACGGGAAAGGGGGCCGGUGUAUGCGUGAGGGUGUUGGGUAGAUAUGGGGUGAAGAAGAAGGGGUUGUGGAAGUGUUGUAUUCCUUUCAUUUGGGGG